Molecule: messenger RNA, 615 nt
Organism: Cyclopterus lumpus (lumpfish)
Lineage: Eukaryota; Metazoa; Chordata; Actinopteri; Perciformes; Cyclopteridae
Gene: snap25a
Product: synaptosome associated protein 25a
Exons: 7
Coding region: 1-615 (204 amino acids)
Biological process (GO): exocytosis; synaptic vesicle fusion to presynaptic active zone membrane; synaptic vesicle priming
Cellular component (GO): synaptobrevin 2-SNAP-25-syntaxin-1a-complexin I complex; plasma membrane
Molecular function (GO): syntaxin-1 binding; SNAP receptor activity; voltage-gated potassium channel activity
Source: RefSeq, a predicted model, not a curated record
AUGGCAGAAGACGCGGACAUGCGCAAUGAGCUGUCAGACAUGCAGCAACGCGCUGACCAGCUGGCUGACGAGUCUCUGGAGAGCACUCGUCGCAUGCUGCAGCUGGUGGAGGAGAGCAAAGAUGCCGGCAUCAGGACUUUGGUUAUGCUGGACGAGCAGGGAGAGCAACUCGAUCGUGUUGAAGAUGGCAUGAACCAUAUCAAUCAAGACAUGAAGGAAGCCGAGAAAAAUUUAAAAGAUUUAGGGAAAUGCUGUGGGCUUUUCAUAUGUCCGUGUAACAAGAUGAAGGGCGGAGCCAGCAAGGCCUGGGGGAAAAACCAGGACGGGGUGGUGGCCAGCCAGCCCGCCCGCGUGGUGGACGAGCGUGAACAGAUGGCCAUCAGCGGAGGCUUCAUCCGCAGGGUAACAGAGGAUGCUCGGGAAAAUGAGAUGGACGAGAACCUGGAGCAGGUGGGCGGCAUCAUCGGUAACCUGCGCCACAUGGCUCUGGACAUGGGCAACGAGAUCGACACCCAGAACCGCCAGAUCGACAGGAUCAUGGAUAAGGCGGACUCCAACAAGACCAGGAUCGACGAGGCCAACCAGCGCGCCACAAAGAUGCUGGGCAGUGGCUAG